AUUUAAUGGGUUGUCUCUUUGGCAAGAAAUAAUUAGUUAAUCAGGAAAGUGAGAUUAGUUAGGAUAUUUCAAUAAAGCUGGACUCAAGCGCAUUCAAUAUGCAGAAUGAAUUGAAAUUCUUAGGUGCUAACAAUAUAAUAUUAAAGGUUAUCCGUAUUAUUCUACAUUGACAAAAAAAUUGAACGAAAUUGUUCAUUCGAAAAUAGCAGAAUGGUCACAAUAUGAGAAUGAACUAAAUGAUCACAAAAAUAAAUUCUAAAAAUAUAUCCAAUUGAUGGAUGCCAUUAUGGAGAAUUAAGAGGUAUUGUAAAAUAUCAAUAAUUUUGAUCAGGAAAAUUGAAAAUCUUCCUGAAGAAUUUAAUACAGAUUUCAAACCUUGUCUUAUUAUUGAUGUUCAGACAGGCAAUUUUAAGAAUCAAGGAAGUGAAACCUAUUAUUAUGUUGUCAUAUCAUUAGGAAACAAUCAACUCAAAGAAUAAUAGACGAGUGUUCAAAAGAGUUCCAAAUAUAUGGAAUGGAAUGAAGUCAUCAUGUUUAAUUUAGAUGAUACUAGUUUGAAUAAUCAGUUUAAGCUAUAAAUCAAACAACUUACCAAAGUUGGAUCUAAAGAGUCUAAAUCUGUAGGUCACAGUAUCACCUUUACUUUUGAGGAAUUGAAGGAGCAGAUUAUCAAUGAGAAAACCAUCAGACUCAAAGAGAAAGAUGAUAUUAUUGGAAGUUUAUAGAUGAGGUACAAAUUUUGUCUAUGUAGAUGCUAAUUGAUACAUGACGUCAAAGAUUUUGCAUUAUAAUGGAAGAAAGAACUCAAAUAUAGAAGCUAAUAGAUAGAAAGGAUCACCCAAAAGAGUAAACUCAAUGCCAAUGACAACGAUGUGCAAUUUCAAUCAUUGAUGUCAUUUCAUUCAAAUAGGCAACACAAUGAAACUGUGUAUGAUUUAUAAUUUGAAGUUUAAUGAUAUAUUUG
Molecule: messenger RNA, 964 nt
Organism: Paramecium octaurelia
Lineage: Eukaryota; Ciliophora; Oligohymenophorea; Peniculida; Parameciidae
Source: the annotation of a GenBank genome assembly